AUGAGCGAGGCUGUGUACAUCUGCCGACCCCGGUUCUCGGUGAGUGGCCGUGGGUUCUUUUUGGCUCAAGGAAAAGACCUGUAUUAUCAACAGUUGAAACAUAUAUCUCAAACCAAAGGAGAGAGCAGCGGAGAGUUGGAAGUGUGGAGUGCCGCAAACGACUUAUCGGCGGCGAGAAGUGAAUGUCUCCAUAAAUUCUCCAGUGAUGUACUGGCUAUCGCCGUCUCGCCCAUAGUACCGGAGUGGGGACUUGCGCACGUGCCUGCUGAGCAUCGCGAAGAAACCGCCAAGCUACAGCUCGUCGUUGCCAUUUCUGAGUCGCAGAUUGCGGUCAUCAUUACGGACAUGAAGUGCGAGUUUCAUAAACUGCUUAAAGAUGAGUCGAUAAACUUAACGAGCUCGGAAUCGAGUGGACCCGCGUUCGAAACCAAGACACGGUUCGUCGACUUGUGCAGUAACGCCGCGCACCAUUUUUGUUUGUGGUACCAGAGCCCAACGGCGAGCCAGGCGGUUGCGUCCAGUGCGGAUUUGAAGCAGAAUGCGUUGCAGAUGUUGGUAGUGGAUGCGCAGUCCCUUCUGUCGCCCCAGUUCCGCGAGUUACUCGACAGCCAGGCCUCGACUUGCACGUUGGAUGACGGCUACUUCCCGGUUCAGACGUCGAUGAACUGCGACAGCCUGGCAGUCCUCUCCAUGCGGCACAAGCCGACGCUGCGGCAGCCGGGGAAGCGCAAGCGCUCGGAGAAGGUGUAUGAGCGCAAAGUGCACCUCUUCCGACUGAGCGGCUUCGCCGGGUCAAGCACAACCGGGGCCGCGACCACAAUCACAACGGGGACCAAGACGGCCACGUCGCUAACGGUGGUGGAGUUAACAGACCCGAGUCUGGAGCGGGAGGUGGAGGCGGUGGCGGUGGAUGCGACGGGUGCACGAGUGUGUGUGUGUGAUUCGUGGGGUGCAUUGCACUGGUGGGAGGUGAGUGGUGCGCGCGGUGCAGUUGUCGGAUGCGCGAAGAGUGCACCGCUGUUCGUUGUGGUGCAGAAGACCCGUUCACAUUGGCACAAUGCGCCGGUAUGUGCGUUGGCGUGGAAUUACACGGGUGGGGAGACACUGGCUGGUGGCGAACAGUCACGUCUGGUUGCCUGGGACUUGACGGCGGCUGCGGCCGCGCAACGGCGUAGUUGGCUGCUACCCGACGGACCUUUGCUGCAUCUCACUACUGCCCCUUCCGCACUCCUCGCUACGCCUUUCGACCAUGACCGUCUUCGCAACCGGGUUCUCGCCACCACUGCGACGAACAAAAUUUACUUGGUCGACACCGCCACUGCCGCCGCCCGCCUCGUCCGUGCCGGUCCACCUAUCCCGGUCCUCUACCCACAACGCUUUAGUCUCGCACGUUGGCAACAAAGUGUUGGCGACACCAGUGUCCACACACUCCUCCGCAAUCAGAACUGUGAAACGCUCCAACUUGAUGUGGUACAGGGCGCCAAGAAACAGAGACUUCGCCCGCAACUCUGCCUCAGCCAUCGCUGCUCUACUCGCUGCACCGGACAUGACGCUUCCAUACGCCUCCUUCGAGUCGACGACGAUGCCACCGCUUGUGGUGAUAACACCAGCUAUAUCACCACUAGUCCGGUUGUGACGUGUCUGGACGUGCGUCCGGCGCACACCUGGAGUCGGUUCAACACGGCUGCGGGCACGUUGGUACAAGGUUACCCAAACAUGUUCCGUGUCACGGCAGCGGCUGCGCUCUCCUCGCUUAACAUGAUCGUACUCGCCGGCUGCCUCGGUGCAGAACGCAAAGUCUGCUCCCUCCAGGUCGUGGGCGUCCUCCCCGGCGAAGGCAAACGCACGGUCGCCAACACGACUCUAGUCGCCGAAAUCGCCGUCUUCUCGCCCGCCCUCACCAUGCGCACUCUCCCGGACCAAGAAGAUGCCGUCCAAGUCGCCUUCGAGAAUGGAGACGUGUGUACCUAUAAAGUAGAACCCAUCGAAACGGAACUGAGUUUAGUUUUGAAGGAGAAAAGGAACGUGGGGCAGCAGCGGAUGACUCUGAAGGAAUGGCGUACUCAAUUCGCCGUUCAAUUCAUGGCAUAG
Molecule: messenger RNA, 2091 nt
Organism: Gregarina niphandrodes
Lineage: Eukaryota; Apicomplexa; Conoidasida; Eugregarinorida; Gregarinidae
Exons: 2
Coding region: 1-2091 (696 amino acids)
Molecular function (GO): protein binding
Source: RefSeq, a predicted model, not a curated record